Molecule: messenger RNA, 1336 nt
Organism: Gregarina niphandrodes
Lineage: Eukaryota; Apicomplexa; Conoidasida; Eugregarinorida; Gregarinidae
Product: diacylglycerol kinase
Exons: 1
Molecular function (GO): kinase activity
Source: RefSeq, a predicted model, not a curated record
AUGCUCGUAUUCCUGGCUGUAAACCCCUCUUCAGGUGGAGGUGCUGCUGCCCAACUGCUCUCUCUAGGAUUCAACUAUCUGCAACUCAGGCCACCAAAACCAGCUGUGGAAUAUCCUACAGAGGACAUCCGAAUUCCCAAGUCGCCCAUAAACGGCAGCAGCCACGACCGACGAAACGAGCCAGGAAAUAAUGAAGGCGAGCCGCUUGAGGACAACCACCUCGACAACAUAUGUCUGGCGACGGGGAGCGAGGAAGAUAAUUGUUUAGUACAGGAUGUAAGUGACCAGCCCGAGCUGCGUGUGUCGCCUCCUUUGCCGCUAAGGGAAGGAUUGCCAUCAAGCGGAGAAGGACCUCCAUCAGACGGAGAGAAGUUACUACCGAGUAGGGAAAGCUUGCCAUCAAUAAGAGAAAAGUUGCCACCAGGCAAGAAGGAACAAUCCUCAAGCAGGAAGAAUUUGCCUUCAAAUAGGAACGGUCCCGGGCACCAGGGAGCCCCUUCCUUGGACGGUCCAGGGCACCAGGGAGUGCCUUCCUCGGACGACCGGAAGCCCUCUCAGGGGGCGGUCCGGGAGAUUUUGGGUAUGAUGGAGGACUCGCCUUCGGUGCGGGACGCCCUGGCCUUGUGGACGCUCCCGGACGCCGCGACCUCGCGCGGCGACUCCUUAGAGGUCGCGGCGUACGCGACCUUCGACUGGGAGGGUUUGUUGCGUUUGCACGAGGCCGGCGGGAUCCCCGCCCACGGCGUGGCAGCGCCGGGCGGCGUUUAUAAAGGCGAACGAGUGGGCGGACGAAUGGGCGCACACCAGGGUACACGCACAAACGCACAGUCGCGCGACGCCUGUGCGGUGGAGGAGUGUGUGGCGCAGGCAUUGGCGCACAGUGCGUGCUCCGCCGAGAGGUGUGUGGCAGCGCGUGCGACACAGAGCGGAAGCGUGCACGUGUUCAUCGGGGACAUCCGGCAGGGCGCGGACGGGGCCAAGCCACUCUUCCGGUUAUUAGCGCUGGUCUCGCGACAGCGCGGAGUCCGCUGCAGGCUGCUCUGUGCCGGCGGUGAUGGCACACUCAUGUGGGCGAUCAACUGUCUCCGCAGCCACGCCGUCGGACCCGAAGUUGCCGUCGGAAUCGUCCCCUUCGGCACCGGCAACGACUUUGCGCGUGCCGCGGGCUGUCUUACCAAUCCCUUUGCGGUCACCGAUCGCCGGCCCCGUCUGAGCCUCGAACGUGGCUCUCCUGAUGGUAAAGCGGUCACGACCAAAGCCAGUGACACUGGGACUGGAGGCAAGGCCCGUGGCAGUGGGAGUAAGGCCAGUGGAAGUGGGAGCAAGGCCAGUGGUG